UCACAGAAAACAUGAGGAAACAGUGUUCAGUUGCUACUACCGUAGCGUUGUUUACCAUCGUCAUCUCCGUCUGCGUGGUUCGAGAACAAAUCCUUGCCAGCGGGAACCCAUUAGAGCGGAGCGCUUGGCUCGAAAAAAGAAACCAAAAUGUGUCCUGCAUUGUGGAUUGUGCUAACUGUGGCUGUGAAGGACGUUUCCUCCCGGAAAACAACGAAUGCGUCUGCAGCUGUGAUGUAUCCGUUAAUGCAACGUUAGAUCGUGCAUGCGUAGAAAACAUGCAACUUUCUUCGAACUCUAGUGGAUACAGGUACACGAUCAAAACGGACACCUUAAAUUCCGUGGAAUCUUCUCACAACGCACACACUCGUGUACGAAGACAAAUCCUCGCGGCUGAUUACUUUCGAUGGAUUCGACACUUGCGAAAUAUACGCCGCAAUGAAAUAGCGAAACUUCGACAAUAUAUUUCCGAUUAUUUUACAACAACUACUGCCGCUCCUACUACAACCACAGCUGCUACUACGACAACCACGGCCGCUACUACUACCAAAACCACGGCGGCCACUACUACCACAACCACGGCUGCUACUACAACUACUACAACUGCAGCAACCACAGUCGGUGUCACCACUACUACAACCGCAGCUGCUAAUUCAACUACCGAGUGUAUAACAAGCUUCCUUCUGAGAGUGCUUGACAAAAUUUUGUGAAAAGUUUUAAAUCAGAAAAAAAACACUAGUAGGGUAGGCUUUAUGUUUUUAAACAUUAACUCAGCUCAACAUAAAAUGAUAUCUCGAUAAUAAAGUUCUUUGCAUCGAGCUGGAACUAUGCUUUACUUUCUAGCAUUAUAAUUGAAAUGUUAAAUCCAACAGACCAACCGUUAAUUCAACGCUAAGUCUGUGUUUAUGUAUUUGAAUUAAGAUCGAGAAAACUAAAUAGUAUAAUAGAAGCAACUUUUUGAGACGUUUUUGCAGUCAAAUAACAAACAAACUGUUCUUUGAGAGGGGAUUUCAGAAAAACAAGAAUGUUUUGUCUCAGUUACAUAAUAUCAAACAAAGCGUUUAUUGGGUAAACUUAUAAUGCCGAAAAAAUAAUCAAAAAGGUUGUUCUCGAAAACCUAGUAAUGUCAGUGAGCUGAAGUUAAAUUUCAAUAACGCGUAAAAUUUCAUAGUAGAUCUGUUUUUCAUGUAGAAUGACAAAAACGUAUUUUAACAAAUUCAAACUCAAACGAUCGAUUCAUACAAUAUGACAUCUUUUAAACUAAUUGUUUCUCCAACAGAUCUUGUAUGCGUCGAAAACAUGCAACUUUCUUCGAACUCUAACGGAUACAGUUACACGAUUAAAAUGGACACCUUAAAUUCCGGGGAGUCUUUUCAUAACACACACACCCGUGUACGAAGGCAAACCAUAGUG
Wyeomyia smithii (pitcher-plant mosquito) is the source of this 1410-nucleotide messenger RNA. Its product is annotated as G8 domain-containing protein DDB_G0286311-like. Lineage: Eukaryota; Metazoa; Arthropoda; Insecta; Diptera; Culicidae. The transcript has 2 exons. The record is from RefSeq and is a predicted model, not a curated record. Bases 12 to 707 code for a protein of 231 amino acids.